Lindgomyces ingoldianus is the source of this 1329-nucleotide messenger RNA. Its product is annotated as BSD domain-containing protein. The record is from RefSeq and is a predicted model, not a curated record. The transcript has 3 exons. Lineage: Eukaryota; Fungi; Ascomycota; Dothideomycetes; Pleosporales; Lindgomycetaceae. The coding region runs from base 1 to 1329 and encodes 442 amino acids. Gene Ontology annotation, cellular component: cytoplasm.
AUGGACGCCGCAUACGACCACAUCCAAGAGGAGAGCUAUCCCGAGGAGCCAGCCCCGCAACGUCAGGAUAAGGACAGCUCCAAGCGGCAGAGCAGCGACUUUACCGCCGAGGUCCAGGAUGCAUACAAGGCGAUAUCGAGCAGUCCUUGGGCUGCAAGGCUCGGUGGAUUUUUAGGCUCGGUGAAGAAGCAGGGCGAGCAAUACUACGACGGCGCCCGCAAAGAAUAUACAGCCGUCUCCGCAACCGCCACUGCAGGGCUCUCGGGUAUCAUAAACCGCACGCGCUCUCUCUCCAUCCAAACUCCUCAAUCCUCCUCAACCGAAACCGCCAAAGACAAAGAUGUCGUCGAUAAACCCUCGCCCCCUUCACACCCCGACCGCCCAGAAUCCCUCCCCGCGGACAUCGUCAAAGAAGCCGAAGGCAUGCUCUCCCGCUUCCGAGUAGAAGCCACAAAGCGCCUCAAAGACAUCGAACGCGCCGAAGACGCCGCCGACGAAGCGCUCCUGAAAUUUGGCACCAACAUCCGUAAUUUCCUGCGCGACGCCGUGACAAUCGCACCGCCUACCUCGCCCACAUCCUCCUCGGACCCGUCGAAGGUGCUCUUUGAGUCCAAGGACUCCGAAGGCAAGCGCGUGAUCCACACCACCCGGUUCGAUGCCCAGCUCCACGUCAUACACUGCUCGCCAGACUCAUUCCUCAAGGAUCCCGUGAGUCCUGAGUGGGAGGGGUGGAGCAAGAAGUUUGACAUCGAUGCCAAGACGGUGGCAAUCACGAAGGACUUGGAGAAACAUGAGGAGCUAAGGCGGGCGAUGGAAAAGCUGGUGCCGGAGAAAGUCGAGUACGAGAGCUUUUGGAAAAGGUAUUAUUUCCUGAGACACGUUAUUGAGAGCGAAGAGCAGAGGAGGAGGGAAAUGUUGAAAGCAUCCGCGCCCAUAGAAGAAGAAGAAGUAGGUUGGGACGAGGACUCCGACGAAGAGGAAGAAGGCUCCGAGGAAGAAGAAGAAGAAGAGUCGUCUGAAGAGGAAGAAGAAUCUUCCUCAGAUGAAGACGAAUCCUCCACCUCCACCCCAAACCCCAGCCACAAUAAACCUAACCUCGGAAAGAGCAAACCCAAUCCCCUAGCCGCCUCAAAGGAAACCCUCAAGCCGCAGACCGCGAAACCACAACCCACAACGUCCCCCCGCCGCUCUAAUGACGAGAAAUCUGUCGCAGAUAGUGAUGCGAGUUAUGACCUAGUCAGCGGAGCCACAAGCCGUGCGCCUGGGAGUCCGAGGGACACAAAGAAAGAUGCAGUGGCUGAGGAAAGCGACGAAGAGGAUUGGGAGUAG